Molecule: messenger RNA, 1173 nt
Organism: Nanorana parkeri
Lineage: Eukaryota; Metazoa; Chordata; Amphibia; Anura; Dicroglossidae
Gene: NEU3
Product: neuraminidase 3
Exons: 2
Coding region: 1-1173 (390 amino acids)
Biological process (GO): oligosaccharide catabolic process; ganglioside catabolic process
Cellular component (GO): membrane; cytoplasm; lysosome
Molecular function (GO): exo-alpha-sialidase activity
Source: RefSeq, a predicted model, not a curated record
AUGGCGGAGGUGACAACGCUGUUCCAGCGGGAGCCCAGUGGGGUGACGUACCGGAUCCCGGCCCUCCUGUACAUAGAGGAGCCCUCCAUAUUUCUGGCCUUUGCAGAGAAGCGAUCGUCCCCCCGGGACCAGGACGCCCUGUACCUGGUGAUGAGGAGGGGGGUGGAGGCUCGCGGGACUCUGCAGUGGGAAGACAUGAUUGCCGUGAGACACGCCAAGCUGCUGGACCACCGCACCAUGAACCCGUGCCCCCUGUACGACAGCGACACCAACACCGUCUUCCUGUUCUUCAUCUGCGUCCGCACAGACUGCUCAGAAAUGGGACAGAUAUUUACCGGCAAGAACGCCGCCCGGAUCUGCUACGUCACCAGCGCCGACCACGGCAAGUCCUGGAGCUCCCUGGUGGAUGUGACGGAAGAGGUCCUGGCCGGAGACGUGAAGAACUGCGCCACCGUGGCGGCUGGGCCGGGCCACGGGAUCCGCUCUGCAUCCGGAAGGCUGACAGUGCCGGCCUACCUCUACUACGUCCACUCCCGUGUCUGCGGCCUACCGGUGCCGUGGAAGACCAAGCCCCACUCCUUCGUCUUCUACAGCGACGACCACGGCAAGAGCUGGCACAAGGGCAGCACCGUGUGGCAACAGCCGACCGGCGAGUGCGAAGUGGCAGACGUGGCCUGCGGCAACGGCCCCGGCGUCUUAUACUGCAGCGCCCGCACUAGCAAGCACUUCCGGGUGGAGGCCACGAGCAGCGACCAGGCCGCCGGGUUCAGCAGUUCCCAUUUCUGCAGGGACCUUUGUGAGCCGCCCCACGGGUGCCAGGGCAGCGUGGUGAGCUACCAACCCCUGGAGAUCCACCAAGCGGCAGAUGACCAGGACGGCCUUGAGAACCGGGCUUCCUCCUGGCUCCUCUACUCCCAUCCCACCAGCAACCACAAGAGGGUGGACCUGGGGAUCUACCUAAACAAGUCCCCGCUGCUCCCCUCCGGGUGGACCCAACCGUGGAUCAUCAACCAAGGCCCCAGCGCAUACUCCGACCUGGCUGUCUGCCAGGGCGCGCAUGCGUUCGGAUGUCUCUUCGAGUGCGGCGCGGACGCAUGCGAGAAGAUCGCCUUUCGGAGGUUCACGGUGGAGGAGCUCAUGGACAAUGUCUCAAAGCCUUCAUCGGUGUCCUGA